AAAAAAAGCAACUAACAUAUAAAAACCGGAAGUAUUUGCCAAAGGAUAAUAUAUGAGAUGUUACUUAAUAAAUACGAAAAGAGAACGAAUUAAAUUGAAUUGAAUUUCUAAUUGAAUCGUAUUAUAUAGAGUCUACUAUAUGUAUAAAAGAUAAAUAAUUAUGUUGUUAAAUUAUUACAAAUGUUUGUUAAUUGUAAAUUGCUGUUGUUUUUGUGUGUUCGUGCAGCCAUUACCCAUUAAGGAUAUCACCGGCCGAAGUACAUAUGAUGAUAAAAACUCGACCAUUACUACUAAACCAGUUAAUCCUUUAAGAAACGAUGAUUUGCUUAGCACGGAGGAGGAUGCUUCCACUCAGGCCAAUGAUUUUAUACCCAGAUUUCAUUUACCGGUUGUUAGGAAAAUUCCUCGUGGAUUCCUACCAUUAACUGAUUUAACUAACUCGCACAAAACGGAUCUUUAUUCGAAGCUGGGAGGAAAUUUUUAUACAACAUCUCAUAAUGGGAAUCCCGUAUUGGACUUUGCUCGAUAUCAUUACCCGCAAAUAACAAAAAUUCUAACACCGCCAGCGACUAAUGCAAAAACCUAUGAUCGUGAUGUGCUGGGCUCCGGAGAUUUUGGUAUAUUGCGUGGCGGUACCUUCUAUCCCGAAGAUGAAAUGCCUUAUCAUCCCGAAGCUAAUGAUGACUAUUAUUACAGCGAUGCCAGUGAUAGUCAUACAACGACCACAAGUGGAGCAAGUUUUGUCCAUAAAUACACUCAUCCCGAUGAACAAUUUCAGCAAUUUCGUGAUUUUGCUGAUCUCAGCACACCAGCUAUGGAUGGUGAAUAUUCGCAAUAUGUCGUCAUUUAUGAAGCCAAACAUAAUAACGCUUCAGAUAAUCAAGGCGAACAGCAACUGCCGCAAGAAUGCCAUCAUCAUCAGCAUCGUCAGCAUCAUCCUCAAAAUAUUUUCGAACAAUUACAACAGAUUGAUGAAGAAAAUGCCAAAAAAUCGAAACAAAAGCUAAAUAAGCGAAAAUUGAAAUUGAUGAAAAAAGUUUUUUUUGGUAAAAAAUACAAUAAAGAUACAAACUCGAAGAAAUUCGAAGAAGCAGAGGAUGUUGAUCCUUUGUUGGCUUUAAGUUAAUGUACAAUAA
Molecule: messenger RNA, 1136 nt
Organism: Glossina fuscipes
Lineage: Eukaryota; Metazoa; Arthropoda; Insecta; Diptera; Glossinidae
Exons: 2
Coding region: 161-1126 (321 amino acids)
Source: RefSeq, a predicted model, not a curated record